Molecule: messenger RNA, 1656 nt
Organism: Pedinophyceae sp. YPF-701
Lineage: Eukaryota; Viridiplantae; Chlorophyta; Pedinophyceae
Source: the annotation of a GenBank genome assembly
AUGGAGGUUCUUCUGGCCGUGACGAAAGGGCUCCGUGCGCCCGCUGCGCUGCACCGCGCCCCUCUGCGCUGCCGCGCCACCCCGCCGGAGGGCCCCGAGGGCAGCAACGCGCCCGCGCCUGCUGCCCCGGACACCGCGGACGCUGUGCCGGACAUCGGCUUCGAUGACGACGCGCUCGAAGCCAUGGGCCUGACGGACCUCGCGAGCGACGGCGCGGGCGCCGCGAAGGUCCGGCCGUGGCGGUGGGAGGAGACGACGGACGCGGCGGUAGCGACGUCGCUGCUCUGCGGCAUCCUCGCGGUCGGCGCGACGCCGCUCGGGACGAGCGCGGCGGUCAACGACCUGUUCUACUUCAUGGGCCUCGCGCUGUGCACGAUCUACAUCGGCGCGCACCGCGGUCUGACCAACCGCGCGCGUCAGAACAUCUCUCUCAAACAAGGGGCGCUCGCGCCGGUGUUCGCGUCCGUGGCGCUCUUCGGCAUGUACCUGUUCGUGAAGUUUUUGCCGGAUCUGGACCUGAAGACGGUCGUGAACGCGUACUUCUGGCUCCUCGGGACGCUCGCGAUCGCCGGCGUGGCGCAGGGUCCCCUCGCCACGCUGGCGGGCCCCCUGGGCGAGAAGUCGAUCAAGUUCGACGUGCCGAAGGGCUGGCUCAUCGACGAGGAGGGCGAGCCCGUCACCAAGGGCGAGAUCGCCCCGACCGACCUCGCCAUCCUCCCCCUCGCCAUGGCCCUGGCCACGCUCGACGCCAACGCCAACCACCAGAUCUACACGCUGAACAACUUCAUCGCGUGCUGCAUCGCGACGGACGUCCUGCAGCUCAUCGGCCUCAAGAGCUUCCGCACCGCCGCGGUGCUCUUCGUCGGGAUGCUCUGCUACGACGUGUUUUGGGUCUUUGGCAGCGGGGGGGUCACGCAGACGGUCACGGGGAACGACGAGAGCGUCAUGGUCGCGGUCGCGACGAGCGACCUCAUCACCGGCCCGAUCAAGCUCGAGUUCCCGCGCUUCGGCGCCAUCCCUGGUGACUAUCCUUGGUCUAUUUUGGGACUAGGGGAUAUUGCGAUCCCGGGCCUGCUCGCGUGCCUCGCGCUGCGGUACGACGCGACGCGGACCGUGCCGAUGGGCGGCCGCGCGCGCGCCGCGGCGGAGGCGUUCCGCGACGUGGGGUCCACUUUGGACCUCAACGUGCAAGACAGCACGGAGGUGGCGACGCGGAUGUGCGACGCGGCGCAGGACGCGUACGACAAGGAGGCGGACGCGGACGACGCGCGCCGGGAGUGGAACAUGGGCAACGUCGAGGGCGACGGCGACGGCCGCAACAACGCUGCGUUCGAGGCGCCGAUCGAGGUGAUGCUGAACCGGAACUACUUUUGGCCGGUGAUGGGUGCGUACGGCGUGGGGCUGUUCGUCGCGUUCGCCGCGAACGCCAUCACGAAGAUGGGCCAGCCCGCGCUGCUGUACCUGUGUCCGCUGACGCUCGCGGCGGUGGCCGGCACGGCGGUGAACCGGGGGGAGUUCGACAGGGUGUGGAAGUAUGAAGACAAGUCCCGCAGCGUGAUGGAGGUCGCGGAGGAGAAGCGGAGAGCCGAGGAGGCCGCGCGGCGGGCGGAGAAGGGGGAGGACGACGCGGGGUUCAAGUGGCCGUGGCAGAAGUAG